Molecule: messenger RNA, 2138 nt
Organism: Octopus sinensis (East Asian common octopus)
Lineage: Eukaryota; Metazoa; Mollusca; Cephalopoda; Octopoda; Octopodidae
Product: cell cycle control protein 50A
Exons: 8
Coding region: 28-1161 (377 amino acids)
Cellular component (GO): endoplasmic reticulum; plasma membrane; Golgi apparatus
Source: RefSeq, a predicted model, not a curated record
ACUUGUUUUGAACUCUUUUGCCUAACGAUGGAAGAAGACAGUUCGAGUUCAAUCCCCUUGGAAGUUCGCUCUCCUAUUAGUAAGACUCCUCCUGCUGCCGUCAUGGCUUCUCUUCCGCGAACCAGCCUUCAAGACGAUAAACCAAAAAGUCGUAAACCUAAAGAUACAAAGUUUAAGCAGCAACGUCUCCCUGCAUGGCAGCCUAUUCUAACAGCAGAAACUGUUCUGCCAGCAUUCUUUGCUCUUGGAAUCACCUUCAUUCCUCUCGGAGCUGUCCUACUGCUGACAUCAAACCAUGUGAUGGAAAUAACAGCUGACUACACCCACUGUGUUAGUAUUCAGAGUACUGCCAAUACAACCUGCUCUGAAAUCCUCAAGAUCAACAGUACAUCUAACUGUCAGUGUCGUAUAGAGAUUGAUCUCAAGAAUAACUUUAAGGCCCCAGUGUACUUGUAUUAUGGACUGACCAACUUUUAUCAGAAUCACCGACGCUAUGUCCGUUCCCGGGAUGAUAGGCAGCUAAAGGGCGAUAUAUUCCCACCAAAUGAACUUGUCCGAGAAUGUGAGCCAUUCCGUCUGUACAACAAAACAAUUGGUUAUGCACCAUGUGGUGCUAUAGCUAACAGUUUGUUCAAUGAUUCUUUCCAAUUGGACUAUGUGAACAGAUCAAGAACUGUGCCACUGAUCAAGACUGGGAUUGCUUGGGAUUCUGAUAAGAAAGUGAAAUUUCGUAACCCAUCACAGCCAUUGAACUCACAGUAUGUUAAGCCUCCCUAUUGGCAGAAGAGCAUCUGGGACCUUGAUCCAAACAACACAGAUGAUGAUAAUGGCUACCACAAUGAAGAUCUAAUUGUGUGGAUGCGCACUGCAGCGUUACCAACAUUCCGUAAACUUCACCGCCGUAUUAACCAUACUGGUAUAUUUUCGGAUAAUCUACCGGCUGGUAGAUAUUGGGUAACAAUCAACUACAAUUAUCCUGUGACCAGUUUCGGUGGCACCAAACGUAUUGUGUUGACUACAAUGUCAUGGCUGGGAGGCAAGAAUCCUUUUCUGGGCAUCACUUACCUGGUUGUUGGCUGCAUCUGUAUCCUCCUAGGAAUCGUUCUGUUUUUCAUUCGUUUCAGAUGUGGAAAGAGAUCUCAAGAAUUGAACCUGCGAUGAGUUACAUAUUGACCAGAAGAGCUGACCAAUCUGCCAGCCACCUGUUCCACUGGGUGACUGGCAUUUCAUGUACUGUGAACUUCUUUUCCUUUGUAAACCUUAAUAUUUUAUAAAACAUACACUGUUUUAUAUAUAUAUAUACACACACACACACAUAUAUAUGUAUAUGUAGUUUGUGUGUAAAGUAUAUUCAUAUAUGGCGAAAUAUACAUAUACACACAUGCACAUGUUUCUGUUGAUAAUGUUUGUGUAAAUACUAAAUACAGUAAUGAAUGGAAUAUUUAUUUAUACAUAUACAAGGUAUGUAAGCAGAUAUAUUUGUGUAAUCUGUGCUCUCUCUCUCUCUUUACAUAUAUAUAUAUAUACACACACACAAAGGUGAAAUACACACAUAUAUAAAUAUACAUGCAUACUCACUAACAUAUUGAUACCACAGGUAACAGUUGAAGCAUUCCAAUAAAAUUGAUGUAAAUUAAAGCCAUUUUUAACUCCAUCUUUGUGAUAUAUAGCAAGAACAAAGGAUUUAUAAACCUACACAGUUAUAUCUUUAUAUACACACAUACGGUUUCUCUCCCUUUUGUUGGUCUCUGAAAUCCUGCCUUCAAGACAUAUGGUCCCAUCCCCAGUUUACUGUGCUCUCCCUUUAUAAGAUCCUCUUCCACAAGUUGUAAUUUUACUUUAAAGCUUUAUUAUGUUUUGAACCCCUGCUUCAAUAUAUGUGCACACAUUCACAAAUCAGUGCACACAUACUUGCACUUGUGUGCACAAACACUGGGUUUCUAUUAACCCUUUUGAUGCCAUCCGACCAGAAACCACUCUUGGUUCUAUGAUCUGAAUUCCUUGUUUUAAAACGAUCUAAAUUAAAACUUUCUUUUAAAAUUUCAUGUAAAUUUAUAUUACAAACAACAGCUUAAUAAUGUCACUCAUUUUAAUUCUUGAUUAUUUUCAAAAUAUGAAACAGAGGCAGUGCAUUUCAG